GUCUGUCUGACUCAGUUUGUUCUGUUGUACAGUGUGGCACUGACGCACUGCUGCGUCGUCUCGGUCCUCAAAUCUUCUCGCGGCUUCACUUUACAGUUUUCUGAAGGAAUUUGCGACCAGAUCGUCGGAGAGCCGCGCAACCACACAGACAGUCCUUUCCCUGCAGGAUUUUAACCCGCAACUUUCAGCACAAUAUUUGCUCCAAGUGCAGGAGACACAGAGGCUGGACACAUUAGUAACAGAUUGCCUCUUGGACUUUUCCUGAUUUUAACCACCACUGCUGCAAGCUUCCCCCGCUGUCACCAUGAGCGCGUGCAGCAGGAAGGCCCUGACUUUGUUGAGCAGUGUCUUUGCAAUCAGUGGCCUGGGGCUGCUGGGAGUGGCGGUCAGCACCGACUACUGGUUGUAUCUGGAGGAGGGCGUCAUUAUGCCUCUGAACCAGAGUGUCGACAUCAAGACCUCGCUGCACUCGGGCCUCUGGAGAGUCUGCUUCUUGGCUGGUGAGGAGUCUGGUCGCUGUUUCACCAUCGCCUACAUCAUGCCCAUGAACGUCCAGUUGACGUCAGAGUCCACAGUAAACGUGCUCAAGAUGAUCCGCUCAGCCACUCCGUUCCCUCUGGUCAGCCUCUUCUUCAUGUUCAUCGGCUUUGUCCUCAACAACAUCGGCCACGUCCGGCCUCACCGCACCAUCCUGGCGUUUGUCUCUGGGAUCUUCUUCAUCCUCUCGGGUCUGGCUCUGGUGGUGGGUCUGGUGCUCUACAUCUCCAGUAUAAAUGAUGAGAUGCUGAACAGGACGAAGAGCAAUGAAGCCUAUUUUACCUACAAGUACGGCUGGUCCUUUGCCUUCGCUGCCAUCUCCUUCCUGCUCACUGAGAGCGCAGGCGUCAUGUCCGUCUACCUGUUCAUGAAGCGCUACACAGCAGAGGAGAUCUACCCGCCCCGUCACCCCAGUUUCUACCGCCCCCGUCUCAGCAACUGCUCCGACCACUCGGGCCAGUUCCUCCACCCAGAGGCUUGGUCGCGUGGGCGAAGUCCCUCCGACAUCUCGAGUGAAGCCUCGCUCCAGAUGAGUGCCAGCUACCCUGCUCUCCUCAAGUGCCCCGACUAUGACCAGGUCUCCUCUUCACCCUGCUGAGGGGUCGGUCACUACAACAGGGGUCACGUAAAGGUUACUAAAGGGUCACACGGGGUCACAAGGCCUAAUGAGUUUUCUUUCAAGAAGAAGAGCUUAGAUGUGUAACUGUGAGUGUGAUGUUUUUCAGGGAGAAAAAGGGUGCAGAUUUGAUGGAAGGGCUUCUGAGACGUGUGUGUGGCUUUUUAUGGAGUCACAGAUGCUUGUUGUUGUAGCAGCACCUACAUUUCUUUCAAGGUGGAGGCAACAUGCACAGGUUGUAGAAAAAAAUACAUGGUUAUGGUGUUAUUCUCUCUGUCUGAAAAGAUUAAAAUCUGGUACACAGAAGAUUACCGUUGACCUCUGUAAAGGGACAGUAAAGGUUCUGUAUUUUGCUUUAACUGUAUCUGUGUGUUUAACCUUCCAGUGCCUCAUAGUUGUUUUCCUUCUGUGAAUAUCUCAGCUCCACCAUUUUGCAAUAACGAAAUGCUCCUUAUUCUUUAGGACCUUUUUUUAUUCUGUGGCAGUAGUCAUCAUGUCACACAGCAAAAAACUACCCGAAAACAAACAUUGGGCAAAUUUAACGCUUUCUCCC
Messenger RNA from Epinephelus fuscoguttatus (brown-marbled grouper), 1706 nucleotides. It is a transcript of the gene cacng5b, whose product is annotated as calcium channel, voltage-dependent, gamma subunit 5b. The transcript is spliced from 6 exons. Gene Ontology annotation, molecular function: voltage-gated calcium channel activity; channel regulator activity. Gene Ontology annotation, biological process: positive regulation of synaptic transmission, glutamatergic; calcium ion transport; neurotransmitter receptor transport, postsynaptic endosome to lysosome. Gene Ontology annotation, cellular component: postsynaptic density membrane; AMPA glutamate receptor complex. Lineage: Eukaryota; Metazoa; Chordata; Actinopteri; Perciformes; Serranidae. The record is from RefSeq and is a predicted model, not a curated record. The coding region runs from base 305 to 1135 and encodes 276 amino acids.